Molecule: messenger RNA, 959 nt
Organism: Andrographis paniculata
Lineage: Eukaryota; Viridiplantae; Streptophyta; Magnoliopsida; Lamiales; Acanthaceae
Product: pistil-specific extensin-like protein
Exons: 2
Coding region: 13-780 (255 amino acids)
Source: RefSeq, a predicted model, not a curated record
CACAGUUCAAGCAUGGAGGCCAAGGCAUACUUCCUUCUUUUACAAGUGCUUCUUUGCACAUCUUUACUUGCUCAGGCCGACGUCCUCCCGCCGGCGGAGGGACCUCGUCCGCCGCCGCCGCACCACCACUACCGCCGCGGCCACCACCACCCACGUCCGAUUCACGCGCCCUCAUCCGCACCAUUACCGCAAUCGCCUCCUCCCAAGUCACCACCUCCUCCUACUCCCUACUCUCACCCACCGCCGCCUCCUACCCACCCUCCUCCACCACCACCACCGGCAAAGUCGCCGCCACCAAAAUCACCACCACCGCCAAAGUCACCGCCACCAAAAUCACCACCACCGCCAAAGUCACCGCCACCAAAAUCACCACCGCCGCCAAAGUCGCCGCCGCCGCCGCUACGGAGGGUUGUCGUCCAAGGCAUGGUGUAUUGCAAGUCAUGCAAGAAUAAGACACAGCCCACACUUACUGGAAUCUUCAGGGCCGAGGUGAGGCUUCAAUGCAUUUAUCCGAGGUACAGUUUCAUAGAGAUCACCAAAACAAAUAACGUCGGCUACUUCUACUUCAUGACAAAUAAAAUAAAUGCCGACACCGCCAAGUAUUGUCGGGUUUAUCUAAAGUCUUCUCCGCUGGCCAAGUGUAAUAUUAAGACAAAUCUCAACGGGGGCACCACCGGAGCUGUCUUGAAAAUGACAAAAAAACAGCCGCCCGUCUCGAGUGGCCUCACUGCCUACGACGUCGGGCCCUUUACUUUUGUUUCGCAGAAGAACUGCAAUUAGAAAGAUUAUAAUUUGAUACUUUCUAAAUUAAGAACAGUUUGAUUUUAAAGCUGGUUCGAAUUAAGGCAGCAUGGCUUUGUUUGUUAGGUUUGAUUAAUAAUGUCUAAUCAGUUAUGUUGUGUUGUGAUGUGCUGAAGGAUGAAAUGGUGUUCUAAUAAAGUUGGAAUUCUUGUCUUCUA